Molecule: messenger RNA, 718 nt
Organism: Sorex araneus (European shrew)
Lineage: Eukaryota; Metazoa; Chordata; Mammalia; Eulipotyphla; Soricidae
Gene: CLEC7A
Product: C-type lectin domain containing 7A
Exons: 5
Coding region: 76-711 (211 amino acids)
Biological process (GO): positive regulation of lymphocyte activation; positive regulation of cell migration; positive regulation of killing of cells of another organism
Cellular component (GO): cell surface
Molecular function (GO): pattern recognition receptor activity; (1->3)-beta-D-glucan binding
Source: RefSeq, a predicted model, not a curated record
ACUCUCUGUCCACAGAUAGCUGUUUAAGAAGAGGAAAGGGUCUUCAAACUCAACUGUCAAGAAUUGUAUAGGACGAUGGACUACCGUUCUGAUAAUGGAGGUUUGGAUGAAGAUGGAUAUACUCAAUUAGACUUCCGUUCUCAAAGUACCCCCAGGACACCUGUGAGCUCGAAGAAAGUCUCUGAUUCCUCUGGCUCCUCAGGAACUUGUACCGACUCUCUUCAUUGUCGAACUAUUGCUGUGAUUUUGGGAAUUCUGUGUUUUAUACUUCUUGUGAUAGCUGCAGUCCUGGGUGCCAUGGGAGCCCUUUCGCAUUCCCAUUCUUGCCCCCAUGGCUGGAUUAAACAUGGAAAGAGCUGUUAUCUAUUUAUGGACACAUUAGAUUCCUGGUUUUUAAGCAAAAGAAAAUGUUCUCUACAGGGCUCCAGUCUCCUGAAGAUAGACAAUGCUGAUGAAUUGGUAUUCAUAGAAGAACAAGUGGAUUUACAAAAAGAUCAUUCCUUUUGGAUAGGGCUUUCUCGCCAAGGUAAAGGCUAUCCGUGGCUCUGGGAAGACGGCUCAGGGAUCUCCCCAGAUUUGAUUGAUGUCAAACCAACACCUACUGUCCCAAAUGCAUCUCACAACUGUGUAUGGAUUCAUCAAUCAGUCUUUUAUGACCGACUUUGUAGUGAGAUCUCAUUCUCUAUUUGUGAGAAGAGGCUGCUGAUGUAAUUUUGUG